AUGCUACCUGUAUACCUACCUGUGGCUGUCACAGCUGAUAGAAUGCUACCUGUAGACCUACCCGUGGCUGUCAUAGCUGAGAGGAUGCUACCUGUAGACCUACCUGUGGCUGUCACAGCUGAUAGAAUGCUACCUUUAGACCUACCUGUGGCUGUCAUAGCUGAGAGGAUGCUACCUGUAGACCUACCUGUGGCUGUCACAACUGAUAGAAUGCUACAUGUAGACCUACCUGUGUCUGUCACAGCUGAUAGAAUGCUACAUGUAGACCUACCUGUGGCUGUCACAGCUUAUAGAAUGCUACCUGUAGACCUACCUAUGGCUGUCACAGCUGAUAUAAUGCUACAUGUAGACCUACCUGUGGCUGUCAUAGCUGAGAGGAUGCUACCUGUAGACCUACCUGUGGCUGUCACGGCUGAUAGAAUGCUACAUGUAGACCUUCCUGUGGUUGUCACAGCAGAUAGAAUGCUACAUGUAGACCUACCUGUGGCUGUCACAGCUUGUAGAAUGCUACCUGUAGACUUACCUGUGGCUGCCAUAGCUGAGAGGAUUCUACCUGUAGACCUACCCAUAAAUGCCCAAGCUGACAGGAUGCUACCUGUAGACCUACCUGUGGCUGUCACAGUUGAGAGGAUGCUACCUCUCAACUGUGGCUGUCACAGCUGA
This is a messenger RNA of Pelobates cultripes (western spadefoot toad), 663 nucleotides long. NCBI's taxonomy places the organism in Eukaryota, Metazoa, Chordata, Amphibia, Anura, Pelobatidae. The record is from the annotation of a GenBank genome assembly.